CCGUUCCCUUUCCCAAUUCUCUUCGGUUCUUCACUCCUCGAAGUCUUCGAGUGUUCAAGGCCGGCUAGGGUUCUUUCCCACUUCCCAACACCUUCCGCCCUCCCGAGCGGCAACCGGCGAUCGGCGACGAGCGCCAUUCUCGACCGGCAACCGGCGAUCGGCGACGAGCGCCAUUCCCGACCGGCAAGAAAAGCAUCCAAGCGCGGUACCAGUGGCUUUGAAAUCCGGCUGGCUUCUGGAAAGCAAAAGCGGAGAGGUCUCCGGGAGUCGUGCCGGCGACCCGGAAGGAAGUGAGUGGGCCGAGAUCUUCUCAGAGGCCCUCGUUGGGUUUUCCCGCUUCAGUUUGUGAGGAAUUUGCAUCAUUUUUGGUGUGUCAGAUCUUGUCAUGUUUCUCAAAUCGUAACAAGACAAUAGGAUUUUUUUCUCUGGGAAGAUAGCUUUCAAGGUUUUCUCAAGCACACAUAUUGUACCAGUUUCGAGCAAAAGUUGCUUAUCUCGCAUUGGACUUGAGAGGCAUUGCCUAGGAGUUGGAAUUUUUAACAAAGUGAUAAAGUGCAGCUAUUGCCAUUCCAUUCCAGUUAUGGCUGGUGACAUUCCCACAAACAUUUCAAAUGGUAAUACGCAACAUGAUCCUAGAAGAACUUUUCAGGUUGUUGUUGCUGGCACUCGAGAUAUGGGUAUUGGGAAGGAUGGGAAGUUGCCAUGGAAGCUGCCAUCCGACCUUAAAUUUUUUAAGGAGGUUACUAUGACUACAUCAGAUCCUGUAAAAAAGAAUGCUGUGAUAAUGGGUAGGAAAACAUGGGAAAGCAUUCCUCUUCAGAAUAGGCCUCUGCCUGGUCGUUUGAAUGUUGUGCUGACUCGCUCCGGGAGUUUUGAUAUUGCAACAGCUGAGAAUGUCGUCAUCUGUGGAAGCAUGAAUUCUGCCUUAAAGCUGCUAGCAGCAACCCCUUAUUGUUUGUCAAUUGAGAAAGUGUUCGUUAUAGGUGGUGGCCAGGUAUUAAGGGAAUCUCUUAACGCACCUGAAUGUGAAGCCAUUCAUCUCACAGACAUAGAAACAAACAUUGAAUGUGACACUUUCAUCCCUCCAAUUGAUUUUUCAGUGUUUCAACCUUGGUAUUCAUCCUUUCCAUUGGUAGAGAACAAUAUCAGGUAUUCUUUUGUGACAUAUGUUCGUGUGCGACAUUCGGCUACUGAGCUUCAUGCUCUGCAUGAUGGGGAAAAAACUGAUGAUAAAUUAUAUUUGAACAAGUUUGAGGUUGAGAGGUUCUCAUUUCUUCCUAAAAUAAUACAUGAAAGACAUGAUGAAUAUGUGUAUCUUAGACUUGUGCAAGAUAUCAUAGAAAAUGGUGCCCAAAAGAAUGACAGGACAGGGACUGGAACACUAUCAAAAUUUGGUUGUCAGAUGCGGUUUAAUUUGCGAAGAUCUUUUCCGCUGCUUACAACCAAGAAAGUAUUUUGGCGAGGUGUUGUUGAAGAACUCUUGUGGUUCAUCAGUGGUUCGACGAAUGCAAAGGUUUUACAGGAAAAGGGUAUACAUAUUUGGGAUGGCAAUGCAUCACGAGAGUACCUUGAUAGUGUUGGGUUAUCAUGUAGAGAAGAAGGCGACUUAGGACCAAUAUAUGGGUUUCAGUGGAGACAUUUUGGUGCCGAAUACACUGACAUGCAUGCUGAUUACACUGGAAAAGGAUUUGAUCAGCUAUUGGAUGUAAUUGACAAAAUAAAGAACAAUCCAGAUGAUCGUCGCAUCAUUCUCUCAGCUUGGAAUCCUUCAGAUCUCAAGAUAAUGGCCCUUCCUCCUUGCCACAUGCUUGCACAAUUUUAUGUGGAGAAUGGUGAGCUAUCAUGCCAAAUGUACCAACGGUCUGCAGACAUGGGUCUUGGUGUGCCAUUUAACAUUGCGUCGUAUUCGCUUUUGACAUGCAUGAUUGCUCAAGUUUGCGAUCUUUUGCCUGGAGAUUUUAUCCAUGUUAUAGGAGAUGCUCAUGUUUAUAGAACUCAUGUGAGGCCUUUAGAAGAGCAGCUUCAAAAGCAACCAAAAGCAUUCCCGAUUCUGAAGAUCAACCCUUUGAAGAAGGAUGUAGAUUCCUUUGUUGCAUCCGACUUCGAGCUUGUUGGGUACGACCCUCACUACAAGAUAGAAAUGAAAAUGGCAAUAUAAGACCUUCAGCUUUGGAGAAGAUAACUUGUCCUACUGGUCUACAUAAUGUGUUUCUGCAUAGUUAUAGAGGUACAGCUGCAUGCCUAUUUGUGGAGAGGCCCUUAAAAUAACAAUCAAGAGGUCUUUACUCCAUCGGCACAUAUAUGUCUAGAAAGCGAUCAUCUUAUAAGUUUCUGAAAGACGAUACCAAGAGGUGACUGAAAUUAUUCUUUGUUUUGAUUUCUGGAUCAUCAGUCUAGCUUUCAUCCAUGACCCUGACAUUUUAUGGAUGGAACUCUGGCUCUCUGUUUUUCAAUUUGAGCCUAUCUGUGAGUUCCCAUGUCUCAGGGAACAAGAAUGUGUCUUUAUGCCCAUCUGAACUUAUUUAGUGCCUUCAGUCUUGCAUUUAUGUUAAACAGGGGUAACUGUUUGUGAUGGUAUGUCUUAUAUUUUCCUUAUUUAAAAUCUAAUGAGCUUCCAUAUUAUUGA
Messenger RNA from Phoenix dactylifera (date palm), 2626 nucleotides. RefSeq names its product bifunctional dihydrofolate reductase-thymidylate synthase-like. Lineage: Eukaryota; Viridiplantae; Streptophyta; Magnoliopsida; Arecales; Arecaceae. Gene Ontology annotation, cellular component: cytosol; mitochondrion. Gene Ontology annotation, molecular function: dihydrofolate reductase activity; thymidylate synthase activity. The record is from RefSeq and is a predicted model, not a curated record. Gene Ontology annotation, biological process: tetrahydrofolate biosynthetic process; dTMP biosynthetic process; one-carbon metabolic process.